Messenger RNA from Drosophila ficusphila, 923 nucleotides. RefSeq lists its product as uncharacterized. The record is from RefSeq and is a predicted model, not a curated record. The transcript has 3 exons. The coding region runs from base 59 to 643 and encodes 194 amino acids. NCBI's taxonomy places the organism in Eukaryota, Metazoa, Arthropoda, Insecta, Diptera, Drosophilidae.
UUUGCCAACUUUAACCUAACUUUCUCUCAAAUCAACUUAUAUUUUUCACUGCCGCAUCAUGAUUUGCAUGCCUGCCCUCAACUUAUUUUUCUACAACUGCCUGUUGGCUUACAUAGCCAGGGAAGUUCAACGCAUCAUCAUAGUUCCGGCGACGAGUGUGAGUCGUUGGAACUGGUUGCCUAUUGUUGGCCGGUUCAUUGCUCCCCAGCAAGCGAAAAACCAAAUUGAAGGCUUCCCCCUUCAGGAGCUCGGCGAUAUCCUGUGGAAUGUGAACUUAUAUGUGAACUGUUUGCUGCUUCUGCCAGCCCUCUUCCAGCUCCAUCAUUUCAGCCUGCUGGUGGCCCUGAUUCUCAUGUGGAACUUCUACGUCUUCCAGCGGCUGUUCGUCUUCUUCCUGAGGCUUGUGGCCAACUUGUGGGGGAGCGAUCUCCGCUGGAGCUACUACGGUCCUCUGGUCGUUUUCGGAGCUCUAAUGAGCACGCUGCACUUGGGUCUGAUCAUCGGAACCAUGAAGUUGCAGACCAAGCAUCCCGAAGAGCCAGAGCCUCAGCCCGAUUCCUUGCCUCAGCAGGUGUUCCUUCAAGAGCCGCAGCUCUUCAGGGAGGAUGCUUCAGAGAACAUUGGCGACGGACCACGACGCUAGACCCGGAAAAACCCUAAACCUUAAACUGAGCUCAGCUCAGCCGCCUUUAACUGGGCCGCCAUCAGUCAGGAGCUUAACCUUGCCGCAUCUACAAAUACUGGGUCGGUGGUUCAACUAAUAAAUAUGCCAGAAAACAGCAGACACACGGACGCAAGGACACCCGGCACGCACACACCCGCACACCAGGACAUGUACAAAUGAAUCGCAGCUGAGGGCUGGCCGGCCGAGCAUCGGGAAAUAAAACCAUUAAAUAUUUGCGGUUAAACGCACCAAAAACAAA